AAUCAUGGAUCAAAUCAUGAGCUUAACAUAGUAGCUGGCCUCUUGAAGCGACUUGCUAGCUGCGAACCGGCCGGCCGGUGUACCCCAUCGCGCGUGCGCGGCCUAUAUAUAAGGCGGGCGCCGUGAUCAUCACGAUCAUACCCAAUUCCUCAUCGUUCUUCAAUCGCACACAUUCUUUGCUAAUUUUCAAGAAGUUUUUCGUGCAUAUAUGAUGACGACGAUGGACCGAAUGGGCGAGCAGCUGCAGAUGCCUCCGAUGACGAGCAGCAGCAGCAGCUCGUCGUCACAGCAGCAGCAGUACAGGGGCGUGCGGAAGCGGAAGUGGGGCAAGUGGGUGUCGGAGAUCCGGCAGCCGGGCACCAAGACGCGCAUCUGGCUGGGCAGCUUCGAGUCGGCCGAGAUGGCGGCGGUGGCGCACGACGUGGCCGCGCUGCGCCUGCGGGGCCGCGACGCGCAGCUCAACUUCCCGGCCUGCGUCGCCUGGCUGCCGCGCCCCGCCACCACGCGCCCGGGCGACGUGCGCGCCGCCGCCGCCGCGGCCGCCGACCGGGUGCGCUGCGACCCGGCGCUCCUGCUGCUGCAGCAGCAGGCGGCCGCGGCGCGGUGCCGCCACGACGAGCUCGACCUCGACCUCGUCGGGGCCGCCGGGCAGCUCCUCGGCGGGAGCGAUGAGGAGUUCGAGCUGGACCUCGACUCGCCCAGGCUGUGGGCCGAGAUGGCGGAGGCCAUGCUCCUGGACCCGCCGGGCUGGGCCACGGGCGUCGGCGACGCGGAGGUGGCCCAGUGCUGGUCGCACGGCUCCCUGUGGGACGCCUGCUAGGCUGCUAAGCUUCUGAAGCUACCUCUCCCUCACCCUCGGCCGGCUAGCUGCUCAUCAUCAAUUUGGCUUGGCUGCGAGUGUUUGGCCUUGGCCAUGGCCACUAGACGCUGCUAACCUCACAAGUGUCACAGUGCUUUUGGUGUGUGCCACUGCGAGAGCGUCUUGAUUGCUUAAUCCUCCUGUGUGUCUUCGCUUUCUGCUGCUGGGCUUGCCGUUUUGGUUGGUGCUAUUUAGCUGUGUAUUAGGCAAAUGAUGACAAUCACUGCGUUUGGCAGGCUGGAGCCGAAGGCUGGAGCUGAAAUGGUGUGAGAGAAAAAUACUGUUGGGCUGGCUGGAGUGGUGUGAGAGAAAAAUAUUAUUGGACUGGGGCUGGAGCUGGCUGCCGAACACAGUGAAUCUUGGUCAUUGGUCAAAGAUACCAAUUAUAUUUAUGGUUUGAUUUAUGUUCUUGCAUUUGUACUAGCUCUGCGUUGCCGAUCACAUUGGAGGUGACCAUGCAUGUAGUACUCGCCCCAAGUCGCAGAUGAGUGAUGCUACAUGUAUAGGCUGUUUACUAUCUUAUGAUGGUGUUUUUGUCAGUGUAUUAUGCUAAUAGAACUGAUAUCCAAAACGGCUCUUUUUCGA
Molecule: messenger RNA, 1444 nt
Organism: Panicum virgatum (switchgrass)
Lineage: Eukaryota; Viridiplantae; Streptophyta; Magnoliopsida; Poales; Poaceae
Product: ethylene-responsive transcription factor ERF027-like
Exons: 1
Coding region: 209-820 (203 amino acids)
Biological process (GO): regulation of DNA-templated transcription
Molecular function (GO): DNA-binding transcription factor activity; DNA binding
Source: RefSeq, a predicted model, not a curated record